AUGGAUUAUUUUGGGAACAAUCGCUAUCAGCUGCUGUUCAUCGAUGACGAGGCCAGCGAUCUGUGCGUCGGCCAAAAGAAGCUGCAGCUGUUGGACAACAGCUCGAAGCUCAAGUGCAGGAAGAUCAAGUCGCUGGUGCUGGGCAAGAAGGCAGCCAACCAGGGCAAGGCCAAGCGCAAUGGCAAGGGCGAGCGGGGCCUCAAGGAGGACCUCAAGGCCAAUGGCACCUCGAUGGCUGACGGCGGACCGAAGCUAGAGUCGAAGAAGCAGCCGCAGCCACAGCCGCAGCGUCAUUAUAGGGAGCGCACCGUGUUCAGUCGCAUCAUCAAUAACAGCAACAAGAACGGCGGCUACGGCCGGCUCUAUAAGAGCAAGUUCGAUCGUCGUUCGGGCUCCGAUAAGACGGGCAUCAAGGCGGUGGUCAAGCGCAACGGGGGCGGCGCCCACAACUGGGGCUCGGUCAUCAAGGACAUCGAGGAGCAGAGCAUUGCCAUGAAGAAUCCAAACAUAUUGUUAGACAAGGAUGAUUCGUUCAACGAGCAGCAGCAGCAGCAGCAGUCGUCCUCGCAGCUGCAGUCGCCACAGCAGGCGGGCGACAAUUCCAAUGAGGAGGACACCACCAAGUACAUAACUGUCGAGGAGUGGCGCGCCAUGUGCGUUGAGCGCACCAAGCCCACCUACAACAUACGCAAGCCCGGCGAGGGGGAGGUCGCCAAGCCGGACUGGCAGAAAAUGAUUGUCUUGCCAAAGAAGAAGCCAGCCAAGUCGGACUCCGAUAUGACCGUGGAGUACGAGGCAACCACGUAUCCGCAGCGCGCCGGCCGCCUGCGACGCAUCAUGAACAUUGAGUUCAAGUUCAAGGACGAUCGUCGUCGCAGCGGCUAUCUCAGCGGCUGGGGGGGCGGACGUUCGCUGAACAAGAACGCGGCCAAGAGCGACUCCGAUCCGAUCAAUAUGAAUGACGAAGCCGAGUUCCCAACUCUCGGCUAAUGCAACCAGCAAGCAAUCUCCCAAUAGCU
Messenger RNA from Drosophila navojoa, 1019 nucleotides. RefSeq lists its product as uncharacterized. Gene Ontology annotation, molecular function: RNA binding. NCBI's taxonomy places the organism in Eukaryota, Metazoa, Arthropoda, Insecta, Diptera, Drosophilidae. Gene Ontology annotation, cellular component: nucleus; cytoplasm. The record is from RefSeq and is a predicted model, not a curated record.